AUGUCAAUUUUCACGCCUAUUAAUCAGUUAAAAUUAACGAACGUCGCGGUGGUUCGCCUAAAGCGUAAUGGAAAGCGAUUUGAAAUAGCUUGCUAUAAAAAUAAAGUCAUUUCCUGGCGUAAUAAAGCGGAAAAAGAUAUAGAAGAAGUACUCCAGACUCACUCCAUUUUUAUCAAUGUUUCCAAAGGUCAGGUCGCUAAAAAAGAAGAUCUUUUCAAAGCUUUUGGUACAUAUGACGAUACCGAAAUAUGCAAAGAGAUUUUAAUGAAAGGAGAUUUACAAGUAUCAGAGAAAGAACGUGCAUCCCAAAUUGAGACUAUGUUUCGAGAGAUUGCCACUAUAGUGGCUGAUAAAUGCGUAAAUCCAGAAACGAAAAGACCCUAUACUGUAAGUUUGAUUGAAAAGGGAAUGAAAGACAUCCAUUACUCUGUCAAGACGAAUAAGAAUACUAAACAACAAGCCUUGGACGUAAUCAGACAACUUAAAGAAAAUAUGCAGAUUGAGCGUGCACAAAUGAGGUUACGAUUAACUUUGACAGGUCGCGAAGGUAGGAAAGCUAAAGAGAUCUUGUAUCCGAAAAUGGCCCAUGUGGAGAAAGAUGAGUGGGAUAAUGGAUCACUAGAAAUUGUUUGCUUGAUCGAUCCGGGUCACCUGCGUUCAUUUGACGAAACGGUAAGAUCACUGACGAAAGGAAAGGGCUCAGUUGAGGUUUUAAAUCUAAAAGACAUUGAGGAAGGAGAUGGAAAGUUGAUAUAG
Molecule: messenger RNA, 756 nt
Organism: Trichoplax adhaerens
Lineage: Eukaryota; Metazoa; Placozoa; Uniplacotomia; Trichoplacea; Trichoplacidae
Exons: 5
Coding region: 1-756 (251 amino acids)
Biological process (GO): ribosome biogenesis; cytosolic ribosome assembly
Source: RefSeq, a predicted model, not a curated record